Molecule: messenger RNA, 2019 nt
Organism: Fusarium fujikuroi IMI 58289
Lineage: Eukaryota; Fungi; Ascomycota; Sordariomycetes; Hypocreales; Nectriaceae
Exons: 6
Coding region: 1-2019 (672 amino acids)
Source: RefSeq, a predicted model, not a curated record
AUGGAGCUGGCUUUUGAGGAUCGGCAUUUGCACCCUUCUAAGAGGGACUUUUCAGACUUGGACUUAUAUGAAAGAAUCUGCAGUCUUUGUGGGUUUGAGCUUACCGACGAAGAUGAAGUCAUCAAAUGGGAGAAAGCCGCGGAACCCGGAGUUGACAAAUGCCAUGGCAGAAGGUCCUAUCCCAUUUCAUUACAUCUUGAGUGUGUUAAAUACGCCGAGUCUUUCGUUACGGGUAGUCUACGAGACCUCGCUGGAGCUGCUGUCACUAUCCGUGGGAGCUUUAAUGGGCCCGAAGAAAUGUGUGGUCCUCGCCGCCGCUGGUUGGAGAACACUGUCACACAGAACCUAUUUCAUGCCCUUCGUGGGCGUUUACCCACCGAAAUCUGUAGAAAUGCUGCCAUCUACUGCGUUCGCGAACAGUCAAUUCGCUUCAUCCACCAGGGAUGGAGGCAGCGUCAAACUCGGCGCGGUUUCAUAUCAGUUCCUGUCCACAACCACACGACUCUCUGGGCCCAAUACACCCAUUUCGAAGGUAUCCGGUACCUUCGAUCGUUUUCUUACGACUCACAGGGCGGCGAUGAGGACUUCCUCAUAAAAGGGAACACGGCGAAUCCCUUGAACAUCUUCGCCCGCCAUAACCAUCUAGGGGUCAACAAGCUUGUUAUAACCGAAGGACAUGAAAGGCCUGAGACCGAGGAAGCCCAUAACUACUGGUGGACUUGCCAUGCUCAACAACACCGCCUAUUCCACUUCAAAGCACGAUUUGAUGGCAUCAAAAUCCGAAACCUCGUUGUUGUCAAAAGCCCUAAGACUUUCCUCAAUUUCGCUAUGGAUGGCUGCGAGAUACGCUGGGCUGUGCCUCCGUCACCUGUGAAGUUUUCGCCGAAGAUCCCGCUCGUUAGUGGCAUACCUUGGACUGAUGUACAAAGUCUGGAUUGGAAUAAGCCAGGGACGUCAGGCUAUUCUUUCCUUCUUUUUGGUGAAUCUGUCGUGCAAUGCAACUUCCACCACGUCCAUGGACCGCCAGUACCUUACCAAAAAUACACGACAGGUGAACCCAACGAUCUCUUGUGUCUGCAUUUCCCCAUGAAUCUUGACGAAAGAGUCUCUGAACUCUGGAUCCGUCAGUAUCCUGAAAGGACGACAACUCUCAUAAUUGUCACAGAUCGUGGCCGUAGUCUUGUCCUUGGAAGUCAGCAAGAUGGCCCAGGUGCUACAUACCAUGUUGUUGCCAAAUUACCGCAAGAUAAACCUUGCCUCAUGUUCCACGCGCAUUCCUACACCUUUUCUUGGUUCCAUUUCGAUUCUGUACUUAGCUGGGAAAAGCCGCAAGCCCGACAAAUUCAACCUGCUUGGAAGCCUGCGCCUGAAAUGACCAUCGGCACUCACUACUCAUCAGCAAAACUAUAUGGAGGCCUGCUCUUGACCUACUAUGAUGAUACUCGAACUUGUAUCGGCGAGGUUCGGUGUGACAGCCUUGGGACACCGCAGAAAGUAACUUCUGAUACUAUGUGGAUCCGAUAUGUCGAGUACAAGAAGGCCGGAAUCCUCGACGAGAACACCCACUGCUGCGAUUGUGGAAUAGAGUGGUUUGGCUUCUCUCAACCCCUGCUGGGUUCCUUCUCCUCGCACAAAGACAAGGAUGUUCCCACUGAUGAACACGACUCUGACGAAGAACAAACUUCUCACCAAGACGAUAGCUCUGCAGAAGAUGAGAGUGAGGACGAAACAGAGAGCGACGACGACUAUGACAGGUCUCCAAAGUAUGUCUCACUGCCCAUGAGAGGACGGCUCGAUUGGGUCAAGGAAUCUGAUGGCAGUAUAUGCCUAUUGUCGCAUCACAUGCGUAGUAGACCAGAUGACGAGAUGCUUCAUGUACUGGCCGAAGAUGCUAAAGCAGACCGCGUCGACCCAGUCUCUAAAUCCUGUACGAUUCUGACUGGAAAAACUACUCCAGAAAAUCUCCGACCGGAAAAGAUUGCCAAAGAGUUCGACAACUAUGGUAUAUACGGGCUUUGA